UUCAGAUGAAAAUGUGUGUUGAAUAUGGUUCAGAAUGAUUUGCUCGACCUCAAGCAUGAGUCGAAAACGGAAAACAAGAUAACCAUAGAGUCCCACAAACUCAACGGAUGUGCAGCUCCUGAUGAUUCUGAUGCUGCUGGCCAGAAUCAGACUUCAACUAUCCCUAUUCACUCCUCUGAUGAAAUACCCAAAAUAUCCCCUGAUUUGAACUCUAAGACUCACUAUAGAGUGGGCUACUGGCUUAAUGUGAAAUCAACCCAGUUGAAAAGCUGGACUGAGUCAAUUGAACUUUGUAGGCGUCAUGGAAUCGAACUUGUAGAACUUGACCUGGAUAGUGAAUUGGAAAUUCAGUUGCCGUUUGACCUCAUCGUGCACAAGAUAAUUGCCCUUUACAAGCCCAAACUUAGAGGCGCUAAUUCGACAGUUGGAGCCCAUUUUAAACGUCUUCUCAGCUUUAUUGAAAAUCACCCUGAAAUAAGAGUGAUUGACCCUGUAGAUCCCCAGUUUGAACUUUUUAACCGGGAAUAUGUCUGCAAAUUGAUCCAAAACACGUGCGAUGAACUGAAAAUUGACUGGAAAAAUAUCAAUGGCUCAUUGGAAAGGGGAGAAAAUCCCGAGUACAAUGUUUGUGUUGAGAUUCCAACUUGGCAUAAGUUGGACAAAGCGCCUGAGAGUGAAGUUGAACUAGAAAAGCUAACUGGUCUGCAGUUGCCAUGUAUCUGCAAGUGUGUGGACACUUGGGAUGCCAAAAGUCACGAGAUGAGUAUCAUCUUCAGCUGGAACCAGUUGUUAGAUUCUUCGCAGGUCCCUCGUUAUCCAAUCAUAUUGCAGAACUUCGUCCGUCAUCAGAUGGUCUUAUUCAAAGUGUAUGUCUUUGGAGAGGAAAUUGUCAUUCAGAAAAGACCUUCAGUGGACAUUCCCGAAAACUACAAUUCUGAGACGGGUCCCAUUAUCUUUAACGGCCACAAGCUAUCCAAAACAGACCAGACAGAUCUAACAGAUGUCCAGAUCCAGCAACUGCAGUGUCCCAACGUACAUGCCUGCUUUCACAUGCAAACAGUUUCCAGAGUAGUCGAGUCUAUCCGGAAGAAAAUUGGACUGAAUAUUUUUGGACUUGAUUUUCUAAUAGCGGCGAAUGAACAGAUCAGUACAUCUGCAUGCGACACUAGUGAUGCGAAUAAUGAGUCAAGCGUGAACCCCCAUUAUUUAGUAGACAUUAACCCGUUUCCAGGUUGGAGUAGUUUGAACCAUCUGCCCGACCUUCUUUUGAAGUUCCUACUGUCCAAGUUGGAAACCCAUUAAAUGAUUUCCAGGAAUACUAUCUGAACAACUUUUUGCAUGGCAUGUGUGAAAUUUGUGCAAACUAAACGUUCCAUUUUGAAAUUUUAGAAAUUCUGAAAUGAAAGUAAGAAUUAUCUUGUAUAACUUGACUGGUCGGUCGCAAUGUUUUUUUUUUGUGCUGAUUUGUCUGACAUUUAGGUUUAUAGCUCUUAGAAAUGUAUGGCAAUGUACUGGAUUAAACAUGACGUAACAUGAUUAUUUGUUCGCCCAAACAGUAUUCACAUGUGUACUCAAUCCAUUCUGUUUAUCAUCAAGCAAAUGCAAUCCGAAGUCGUGUGUCGAAAUUCGGCCAAGAAAUGUUCUUAUGCAAAAAAGCAAGAAAAUCGAAAAAAGUGUUUUUUGUUCGGUUCAAUGUGCCUUUGCUACUAUUAUUUAAUGUGUAGGAUGUUUCUGAAUGUACAAUGAUCAUGAAUAUGUUUUAAUUCCUGUAUUUUACAGUAUUUUAGAUACAUUUUUGUUCAGUUCAUUAUUUGAAGUCU
Molecule: messenger RNA, 1820 nt
Organism: Symsagittifera roscoffensis
Lineage: Eukaryota; Metazoa; Xenacoelomorpha; Acoela; Convolutidae
Product: inositol-tetrakisphosphate 1-kinase-like
Exons: 2
Coding region: 25-1302 (425 amino acids)
Biological process (GO): inositol trisphosphate metabolic process
Cellular component (GO): cytoplasm
Molecular function (GO): inositol-3,4,5,6-tetrakisphosphate 1-kinase activity; ATP binding; magnesium ion binding
Source: RefSeq, a predicted model, not a curated record